Molecule: messenger RNA, 2561 nt
Organism: Phyllotreta striolata
Lineage: Eukaryota; Metazoa; Arthropoda; Insecta; Coleoptera; Chrysomelidae
Source: the annotation of a GenBank genome assembly
AUGUUUUUAAAUUUUUUUUAUACCUCGUCUGACUAAUUGUGUAGUUAAAAGUUGUAUUUUACAUUUUAGUAGUUAGUAAUUGAUUUUUACGUAUUCUUUAAGCUAGCCUAGUUGUAUAUUUCAUGUGAAGAAUGAUUGGUUACCUCAGGAGCGCCAACAGUUCUUCACGUGCAUAACCUAAAAAUGAUGGAUUCUAAAUAUGCGAUUGGAAACGGGCAAAACUCUAUUAACAAGUACAAAAUCAAAAUGAAACCGUUACCGGUAAUAUUCAACAACUCCAGCGGACCUCCGAACGCCAAAAAAAUUAAACUGAACGACGAAAACCGCAAUUCUACAAACGGCCACACAAAUAACAAUAAACCGAAAAUUAGCAUACAGGACCAGAGGAGGAACCUACCCGUGUUCGACAAAAGAAAUAAACUCUUGGAACUCGUUAAAAGGCACAAAACUUUAAUAAUAUUGGGUGAAACGGGUAGCGGUAAGACCACUCAAAUCCCUCAGUACAUACACUCUGCGAGACUACAAGAAAAUGGUAAAAUCGGUAUAACACAACCUAGAAGAGUGGCUGCUGUUAGUAUAGCUACUAGAGUAGCUCAGGAAUUUGGCCAUGGAAUGACCGUGGGUGAUACAGUAGGUUACUCGGUGAGAUUCGAUGACUGCACAUCAAAUAAAACGAAAAUAAAAUUUAUGACUGAUGGUAUGUUAUUAAGAGAAGCGAUGUACGACCGGCUUUUAAUGGAAUAUACAGUGAUAAUAUUAGAUGAAGCUCACGAAAGGACAAUUCACACCGAUGUGUUAUUCGGAAUUGUUAAAAAGGCGCAAAAAACUCGAGAAGAUCGAAACCAAACUCCUUUAAAAAUUAUUAUUAUGUCUGCUACGAUGGACGUAGAGCAUUUCUCGCAGUAUUUCAACAACUGUCAAGCUGUAUAUUUAGAAGGUAGAACCUAUCCUGUUAAUAUUAAUUACACCAUUAAACCUCACGACGAUUACCAGACCAGUUGUGUCGCAACGUUUUUCAAAAUACAUCGUGAAGCUCCUUCCAAUCAUGACGUGUUGAUAUUCCUAACCGGACAAGAGGAGAUUGAAGCCUGUGCACAACGAAUACGCUUGCUAGCAAAAGAUCCCGAUGUUCAAGGACCUUCGGUUAAAUGUUUCACGUUAUACGCAGCUCAACCUAGUGCUCAGCAAAUGAGCGUAUUUCAGCCUUCACCUCCAAAUACCAGAAAAGUAGUUAUUAGUACAAACAUAGCGGAAACUAGUAUAACGAUACCAGGAAUACGCUACGUUAUUGACAGUGGUAUGGUGAAAGCGAGAACAUUCCAUCCAUCGACGGGCUUGGAGCUGCUGAAAGUGCAGAGGAUAUCGCACGAGCAAGCGUGGCAAAGGGCCGGCAGGGCGGGCAGAGACUCCGAAGGCCAUUGUUAUCGAAUUUAUACGAGAUCUCAAUUCGAAUUAAUGAAGAAAUCGACGGUACCUGAGAUUCGAAGGGCGAAUUUAUUGACUGUGUCGCUUCAACUGUUGGCGCUCGGCGUCCACGCGAAUUACUUUGAUUUCUUAGACAAGCCGCCGAAAGAGGCCACAGUGGCUGCUUUCGAGCAGCUACAACUUUUAGGUGCUGUGGACGACGUUAAUUCGAUUUGUUUAACGCCUGUGGGGCGGAAAAUGGCGAAAUUUCCUUUAGAUCCAAGAUUUUCAAAAAUAAUCUUAGCAGCCGAACAGUACGGUUGUCUGCAAGAAGCCCUCACCGUAGUAUCCCUACUUAGUACCGAAUCCAUACUUAUUAAUCCUGUUACUAAACAAGCGGAAGCUCAAAAGGUCCGCCAGAAGUUCUGUUCAGCUUAUGGAGAUCUCAUUACUCUACUGAAUAUAUACCGGGAGUUCGAAGCCGUGGGUCAAAAUAACAAACGAAUAUGGUGCCAUGAACAUUUUAUUAACAUGCGGAACAUUUUGCAUGCCAGAGAAAUUAGGAAUCAAUUGGAGCAAUUGUGUAAAAAAUGUGAUAUGGGCGCGAUGUCGUCUUGCGGAGGUGAUUUAGAUAGGCUUAGAAAGUGUUUAAUUAUGGGUAUGUUUAUGAACGUGGCGGAGUUGGUUAGAGAUCAUCAGUAUAUCACGUUGGAUAAGAAACAGUCGGUGCAAUUUCAUCCUAGUUCGUGUUUGCAUCGACAACAGCCCCAUUUAGUUCUCUUCGCAGAAGUGGUGCAAACUAACAAGUGCUAUUUAAGGGGUUUGACUACAAUAGAAGCCGAUUGGCUUCGAGAAAUUGUUCCAGAUUAUAUGAAAAGCCAUUCGCUUAGGUUUAACAGCAGUUGAUAAUUUAUUUUCAGUUAUUUCCAUCAGAUGAUGAUUAAUUUUAAGUUUAUUCUAAUUACUUUUAAUAUUGAUACAAAAAAUACCUAAAUUGGAACAAUAGCCAAUUUUUAAUCACCUUGCAUGAGUAAAUAAAUAUUUCUGUCUAAAAUGGUUGAAACGAUUAUGUUGAUUUUAUUUCUGCACUACUGAGACAUGUUUCAAAAUCAAGACAUGUAUGCUGAAUAUGUAUUUGUUUUGUUAUUUAACUUUGU